AUGCAAGAAGAUGCGAAACUCAUACAGAAACUUCAAGACUAUAACGAGAAAGCAGCCGAUGACUUGUUGGAAGAACGUAACCGUGUGUUGAACUAUAAGGAACAGCUACGUCAGAGAGAAAGACAAGAGCUUCAGCGUGUACAAGAGGCAAAUGAAAUCAAUGCUUUUACAAAUAUAUCCAACAGAGAAAACACCGAUCCUAACCCUCCAAAGCGAGCUAACCUCAGUAAAGGUCCUCGUAAGAAAUCAGAUGUGAAUAUAGCUCCAAAGAGACGAACCGCGGCCAGACGAUGUUCAAGAGCACUCAGAACAAAUACAAAAUAUAUAGAAGAAACAGAAGAAAAAGAGGUGAAUGAAUUGGCAUCUCAAGAACAACCACCUGCAAAGAAACGCAGACAAGUUAGAAAGCUGUUAGGAGCAGCCGAAUCUACAGGGGAACUUUAUGAUUCUGAGCAAGAGUUGGAAAAGAAGAUACAACAAACUAUUUCUGUAGCAAUACCUGAAGAGGCUAAAAAUACGCACCUCUGGAAUAAUAAAGAGUAA
Rhizopus microsporus ATCC 52813 is the source of this 543-nucleotide messenger RNA. RefSeq lists its product as uncharacterized. The record is from RefSeq and is a predicted model, not a curated record. The transcript is spliced from 9 exons. The coding region runs from base 1 to 543 and encodes 180 amino acids. Lineage: Eukaryota; Fungi; Mucoromycota; Mucoromycetes; Mucorales; Rhizopodaceae.